Strongylocentrotus purpuratus (purple sea urchin) is the source of this 6651-nucleotide messenger RNA. RefSeq names its product KN motif and ankyrin repeat domain-containing protein 1. Gene Ontology annotation, molecular function: protein binding. NCBI's taxonomy places the organism in Eukaryota, Metazoa, Echinodermata, Echinoidea, Camarodonta, Strongylocentrotidae. Gene Ontology annotation, cellular component: cytoplasm; cytoskeleton. The transcript is spliced from 13 exons. The record is from RefSeq and is a predicted model, not a curated record. Gene Ontology annotation, biological process: negative regulation of actin filament polymerization. Bases 474 to 5972 code for a protein of 1832 amino acids.
CAGCUUUAUCAAAUCACUUUGUACUCCGUCCUUUGUCCGAGACGGAUGGCUUCGCUACACAUUGGACGCCAGUGCUAGUUGAGUUCACACCACCACCACCAGUACCGCUCCAGUGGGCCAGGGGUGGGCGAAGAUGCUCUCUGCUUCCACUGUCUUCCAAUCAGCACUGGAUUUGUCUUUCACAGGAAUGGAAUUAGCGCUCACCAAGAGGUCCAUCAAAUCUUUGUAGCUCUGUCAGGAUAAUCUAAUAUUGAAGGAAUAUUUCAGCCAACUCUUUCUUGAGCCACUGGAACACCUUUUUACCGCUUCGUCAUUUGCAAUUUAUCUCCCUGGCCGAUCAUUAGCAGUACGUUAUCCGACGAAAAAAAGAUGAGUAUGCAGAGAGCAGACAUUAGCUGGCAAGUCACCAGUGUCUAAAGAGACAAACCGUGUAUCACUCCAGCUAUAUCCAGCUCCACCCGGAGACGGUUACCAUGGCGCAAGCAAUGAUGCGGGGAGUGGCUGAUGGUGGACACAGGGAGGGGUACACCAUUGAGAACUACUAUGCACAGGGUCCAGGUCAUCGCUCUCGUAUACCAGUCCGUUAUGGCUAUGCCAACACCAACUCCAGCAAUAGCAACAGUGCUGAGGUGAACUCUACCUCGGAGGUUGAUCUGUCUCGAGUUCAGCGGUGUGAAUGCUGUCCGUACGGCUACCACAUUGAUCUGGACUUUCUCAACUUCUGCGAUGACAUCUCUUCUGGUGCCAAUUUGAAGAAGAUCAAGAAGACGAAGCGAUCCCGAUCACACAACAAAGUGAAAAGCAUUCGCCCCCCUCCACCGCUCAUUCCCCCACGGAGUAGCUCCCUGCCCCCCAAGAGGAACAAGAAGUCCAAGGACAAGUUAGAGCCAGAUAAAAUCCUUGAAAAAGAGAAUGCAGCAUUUUGGAAGAUCUACCAGCAGUUUGCCAAGCUCCUGCGGAAAGAGUCCAAUCUAGAGGAUCUGAACGUACCAGCAGUCGAAGCCAGCUUUCUGGAUACCCAGAGUCUGCCACCGGACUCCUAUGACCACAACCUGAGUGAUCUUGAGACGGACAGUGUGGUAUCGCUCCCUCAGGGUUACCCUCCUGAGAUGGAGCGUAGGAGUAGUCUUCCAAGCUAUCAAGUCCUCCAGUAUGCACUGAAUAACAAGAUGGACAUCUACAAUAGCAACAUCAAUGGUCCUCUUUCUAUCUCCAACCUGGUGUCCAUGUCCCAUCAGAGUGACUCAACCAGUUCUCUCUCCUCUAUGGGAAGCUCAAGUGCGUUCUCCCCAAUCCCAAACGGAGGUUCGUACACAGAUAUAGACUACAUGAAGAGGCCCUUGAGUAGUGCUUCCAGCAUAGGUGAACUGUCCACAGCAUCGGGACGAUCCACACCGUCAUCUGUCAGCACAAAUGCAUUGUCAGCUGUUAGACAGCAGAUGGCUACAGCCCUGUUACGUCUCAAACAGCUGGAAGAGCAGGUCAAGGCUAUCCCAGUCCUCCAGGUCAAGAUCUCUGUCUUGAAGGAAGAAAAAAGGUUACUUGUGUUGCAGCUGAAAUCAAAGAGCAAGGACAGGCACCUAAGGCAUGUUGGUGUCUGUGAUGGUAUCGUUGAGGUUGAUGGUGUGAUAACAGUAAAUGGAGAUGUGUCAACUCCGUAUUAUGAGCUUCCCAAUACUGACAUGGUUCAUACGAGUGUCAGGUCACCUAAACCUACCCGCCCCUUCAGUCCAGGUAGCCCAGGUCGGGCACCCUCUCCCAGAUUUGGGUUCCACAGUGGAAGGCCAAGUAGCCCUGGACCGGCAUCACCUGGGGUGAUGAGACGCACCAGUAGUCCUGGUCCUACCAGCCCCACCCCAUCUUCCCCGCAAUAUAGACCCAUGUCCCCUUUGAAAUCACCACAGCACAGAACGCAAGGUCCUCCUACUUCCCCCAAGCCAUCAAUCCCGAAAGGGAAACCCCACCUACCCCCUGUUCCACCAAAGAAAGCCUACGUGACACCUGUCCCGAGGCCCAAAGCAGAAACUAGAUCAGUGGGUGUGGACGCUAACAUGAUCAGCACCGCAUUGAAAUCUCCCGAGACAAAAUCCAUUGGGAUUAACGUGGAUUUAAUUUCAGAAGCCGAGAAACCAAACACUGCUAAGGUCAUCGAGAGGAAAAGCAAGAUGCAGCCGGUGAAGCUAUCGAGCGUCCAUCUACGCACCGUACGUAGCAUGGCAUCCUGGGAUAACAAACGGAGCGUGGAUAGCUCAGGGGGCGGGGGAAGUUGUUCGUCAGCUGAUAUGGUAGCAGAGGGGAAGGAGGUAAUCAGGGAGGGUCCGAUAACGGCAAUCAGGGCUAAUAACGUCUCCUAUUCACCUAGCUCUCACCCUGACUCACCCAGUGAACACCCAACAACGAAUAGCUUCACAAACUCGUCACCUCAAUCACCGACCAGAGCUAAUGCACUGCAGCAGGACUGCAAUGAAAGGCUCAUUUCUCCCACCACUCUCAAUAUCCAAACCUAUGCCGCGGCUCCUUUACAGCAGCAAACCAUCAAGAAUGUUUGCGAACGUGGCACCAUAACAGACAAUAUCCAAACUAGGAUUAUGGGAACUAACACCAAACCACCCGUUUCACCGAAGCGUACUGAUGCAAGCAUCGGUACUGACUUGCAUGGAAGCGCAACAUCAAUGAGGGAUGCAUCAGUGACUGCAAGAAUACAACCAAGCAAUAUGCAAUCUACUGAAACUGAAGUGAUCGAGAUGGUGGAGUUUGGAGCCGGUACAUCCGUCAAAUGUGAGGAAAGCGGGGUCAAUACGGUCAGUGUCUUGACCGUGGAGAGGGGGACAUGUCCAGGACUGUCUUUUGACAAUGUCCGGUAUUUUAAAUCAGUUGUGGGUGUAGACUCUGGGACCAGUACUGCUGAGGAAGGCGUGGAAGCACUCCCCGAAACGAGCUCAUGCCAAGAUUCUUCUACCAGUACUGAGAUGAUUGAGGCUGAGGAGAAAGAUACAAACACUGAAAACGCCAAGCUUGUGACAAGCUCAUGCAAUACAGACAAACAAGCAGAAUACGUAGAUAUCUGUGUUGGGGAUGAUAUUGACUUGAAUGAUAUUAUCUGCUGCCGGAAAGCAGAUACACACACCAUCGGUACUAAUACAAGCCAAAUGUUGGAGUCAAGGUCGCGAACAAUAGGCAUCGGGUUAUGUUCGGUAGCCGAUAGCUACUGCAUUAAGUGUGAUAACAUCCAGACAAGAACAAUUGGAAUAGGAGGAGGAAGAACAUCCGACUGUCUCAUGAGAACACGCACAAUAGGCACGAACCACAACGUGCUAUCAAGAACAAUCGGUGUCGGAUCCGACAUGGUUUGCGAUCCAAAAUCGUUGCUCGGUUCUGUGACAACCGCAGUAGGAGACCGCGAUGUGAAUGAUGCAAUGUGUAAUGUUUGUGACAAAAAGCAACAAAGGACAAUUGGUAUGGGGAUAAGGAUACCGACUCGUGAUGCUGCCAUUGGUGACGGGCCUGUAGCGGAGCAGCUGAACAUCGGUGUUGGACUGUGUACAAUCAUGGAUAGAAUCUGUGACAAGUGCGACAACCUAAACACUGUCUCCGUCGGAAUCGGUAGCUCCGACGUCAACCGAUACACGCACUCGCGCUCCAUCCAGGUCGGCGAGGUCUCGUCAGAUUCCGCUAUUGUGGCUCCUCUGUGCUCCAGCCCCACCAAGUUUGGACUAACCACAUUCGCAAGUCUCUACAGCGAUGAGAACGACUCUGUGUUCUUGACGGAAUCCUCAUCGGAAACGACCGCAGAACUCUUGGGAGACAUUGAUGAUGUGCCGGCGGGUGAAUCGAGUGUUGAGGAUGUUGAUAGUGCUCCUCCAACGACAACAUUAGCGGAGAUGAUGGGAGAGGAGAUCCGACCAGAUCACUUUCAGCAGCUCCAUGAGGCAUUUACACCGAUGUUCUCUAAACUUACAUCGAUGCAAGAAUCUGAACAUCUUACAAGAAACAUGGCACCCCAGCGUGAGAAUGGCUCCUCCCAACCACCCGAGGGCACCAUAUCAACGGGAUCGCUGAACUAUGAGAUCCAUGUUCCUAUGGACGAGCAGGCAAUGCUGGGUAAUGGAUUCAGCAACCCUCAUGCUAUGCUUGCAGAUGAGAGUCCAGGGGCCCAUGCACCAAAGACCACUCUGGCAGCUACCAUUAUGAAGAGGGGGAGUCAAGACUCUGGUACGGAGGGACAUCUCAGUGAGACAGAGGUUCCAGAGUUGAAGGUUGCAAGCAGCUCAGCGAUGAGCUCUAGUAGCUCCGGCAGCGACUCCUCAGAGACGGAAUCCGAUAGCUCGAACUCCACCAGCUCCACCUCCACCUCCAGCGAAGACCUUGGCUCCCUGUCUGGAUCCCCUCCCAAGGGUUCAUCCAGGAGCAGCAGCAGGAACAGCGGCGGCGGGAAGAGGAACGGAAAGAAGGAGACGGAGGAAGGAGAGAAGGAUGGAGGAGUGAAGAAGAAUGGGGUGGAGAACUCUGAGAUGAUGAAUGUUGAGGUUGGAGACGAGACGAGGCAGGCUUGCAUCACGUUGGGGAAGCUGUUUGUGCAGCCAGGAGAAGGAAACAACAAGGAUCUGACCACCUGCAUGGCAACGGUUGCCAAGAACUGGUUCCGCAUCACAAGCCAGAAGUCUUCUGACCCUCGGCAGGUCACAGGGUUCCUAGAGGUCGUCGCAAAGGAUGCUGGGAAGGCUGUACUGGAGAGGAUUGUCAACAUUGCUGAUAGCAAUGGUAACACGGCUCUCCACUACUCCGUCUCCCACGGCAACUUCGACAUCGUGCUCCUCCUCCUGGACACCGGGGUGUGUCAGACGGACAAGCCUAACAGGGCGGGGUACACCACCAUCAUGCUGGCCUCCCUGGUCCCCAUCCAGAACAAGAAGCACUCCAGUGUGGUCUCGAGACUCUUCAGGGAGGGGGACGUUAACCAACGUGCAAGCCAGGCUGGUCAAACAGCUCUGAUGUUAGCGGUCAGCAAGGGAAGACUGGACAUGGUCAAGCUACUAUUGACUGCUGGCAGUGAUGUCAAUACACAAGAUGAGGAUGGUUCUACUGCCUUGAUGUGUGCCAGUGAGCACGGCCAUCUUGACAUCGUCAAGGUGCUACUCUCACAUCCACAGUGUGACCCACACCUAGAAGAUAACGAUGGAAGCACUGCCUUCUCUAUUGCUAUGGAGGCGGGGCAUAAAGACAUCGGAGUGCUACUUUACGCUCAUAUGAACUUUGGCAAGCAAUCCAGCUCAUCGAAAAAGAAAUCAUCUGGACCCACAAGCCCCCAGCGUCAUGUGUCAUCCAGUGCUGCCAAUCACCCUCGCCCUCAUUCUGUCAGCCUUUCACAAGGUCCUACACGAAGCACAUCAUCCUCCAGCAUAUCAAGCCUACCAGCUCAGCCUACCACCAAUCAUCAAGAGACCUUCUCCUCUAUCAGCAAGAGAGGGCGCUCUAUGCUCAACCUCACCACAACCAGCGGCUCCUCCAGCUCAUCCAGUGGCAGCACCAACGGCCCAAGCGCCCCGACAUGCCGAUCACAUACCACAUCCCCCACCACCGAAGAUCUUCCACCCGCGCAGCUCUUCCGCAGCCGCUCGCUGAGCCCGUCGUCUCGCACCCCAUCGUUCCGUGCACUCCAGCUUCCUAAGGGACCCAACUCUAGCCACGCCAGUCGCAUUCCCACCCCACCGAGCGUAUCGCCAAAACGUGCUGCCGUGAUCCUUGCGGCGCAACGCUCAUUAUCGGCGCACUCCUCGCACCGCAAUUGCGGCUUGCCGGCCAACGGCGCAGAGAGCCCAGCGGCUCAGCGUAGGGCAUCACCAACCAAGAAGGUGUACGGUGCUCAAGGAAAAGCCAGCAGCACAGGUUCAAGCAGUGCCAAGAGUAGUCCAAGGCAGACGCCACUACAGAAGAAAGGUAUCAAGCCUGCUAGCAAAUAUUCAACCGUCUGAAGUAGCAGCAAACAGUGAUGUGAAUUAGUGACUUUUUACUGCAGCAUUGUUGCAUUCUUAAUAAUAAUAAUGACUACGUCUUCUAUAGAGUUUUCUUGAAGAAGACAAAAUGGGUACAGGAUGGUUAUGGGUACUGUAUAAAAGCUGAAGACGUGUCCACUUCAAAGCAUUAUUCAUAAUUAUGUAAAAUGCAAUACUUUUAAAAUUUAUUUAAAAGUAUUCGUGAAGCAUUUUGUCCAGAACAUUGGAGCAUUCUAAUACAUGAUAUCGUUGGGUGCUAUCUCUCUUUGAAAUGAUGACUGAUGUGUGAAAACUAUGUUAAAGCAUUAUAUGAAAUAUUAUAUAUGUAGGUGCUAUAGGUCAUUUGAACAAAGAUUUUUAACGGGAAUCAUGAAAACAAAUUGAAUAUUCAAUAUGAAUCAUACAAUCUUUUUGUAAUUUUCAAAUAUUUAAGAAGUAAUUCAAAAUUUAUGGAUACUACUAAUCAUUUAAUCUUUGAUGAAAAUUAAAGCAAAAUUCAAAGCAUAAAUAUAAUCAGUUAUAACAAGAUUAAAAUUAUAAAUCAAGAAGUUAAAAAGAUGAUAGGAUACUAUCUCUAAGAAGAAAAAGAAGGAAAUUAAAGCAAGAUUCAAAGUAUCAAUCAAGAAAUUGAAAAAUAGAUUGGAUACUAUCUUGGGAA